AUGACCACAGUUGACAAACCGGUAGUACCAUAUGCGGGCAUUAUUCCCGGGGGCAUGUACCCUGGACGCAUAAUUAAAGUGAAGGGCGGAAUCUCACCAUCUGCAAAGAGAUUCGCAACAAACUUUGUAUGUGGUGGUAGGGAUGAUAACGCCUUUCAUUUCAACCCUCGCUUCGGAGAUCAGCGUAUUAUACGCAACGCUUACAUUCACGGGUCGUGGGGGGCUGAGGAGACCAGCGGAGGGAUGCCGCUGGCUGUAGGAGAGAUGUUUGAAGUUGUGUUUCAUUGUCUACAUGAUUGUUUUCAGGUGUCGGUGAACGGGAAACAUUUCUGUGAUUUUUCCCAUCGGCUCCCGUACCACAGGAUCACACACUUGAAGGUGGAUGGCGACAUCAUGAUACAGCAGAUCGCCUUCGAAGGCCCAAAGCCGCCACCCGAAAUUGCUAAGGUAAUCUAA
This is a messenger RNA of Spodoptera littoralis (African cotton leafworm), 456 nucleotides long. The record is from the annotation of a GenBank genome assembly. Lineage: Eukaryota; Metazoa; Arthropoda; Insecta; Lepidoptera; Noctuidae.